This is a messenger RNA of Xenopus laevis (African clawed frog), 5941 nucleotides long. It is a transcript of the gene prdm11.S, whose product is annotated as PR/SET domain 11 S homeolog. The record is from RefSeq and is a predicted model, not a curated record. Bases 629 to 4162 code for a protein of 1177 amino acids. The transcript is spliced from 8 exons. Gene Ontology annotation, cellular component: cytoplasm; nucleus. Lineage: Eukaryota; Metazoa; Chordata; Amphibia; Anura; Pipidae.
AAAAAACGAAGUAAAUCAUAAAAAAUGAAACCCAAUAACAAAUGGUCUCAGGAUAUCCCUCUUUGCAUCAUACUAAGUGUAAAGGUAACUCCUUUAAUCAUGAUGAGGGUAUGGCCUCACUAAAUGAUUCCCCUGGGUGCCAGUUCUUUGCCUUAUAUGGAGCAACUUUACCUUCCCACCAGCAGUGUAGGAGUUAACAGUCAGUGACAGGGAACAUACCAGCACUGAAUGGGUUACCAGGGACAGUCAGUAAGGGCCACUCCAUAACCAGCCAGCACUGAGAGGGUUACUGGGGCUGCUGGGAAAGUUGCCCCGGGAGCAGACGCCCUAAAAGCAGCUCUGGGCACGUCCUUCUCCUGACCGGCAGCGCAAGGGUUAUUAGCGCCAGGGGCAGCCGGCAGUGCAAGAGUUAAGAGUCACUCCCCGGCCGGUGCUCGGGGGUCCGGCUCUGCCCCGCACUCCGGUCGUUCCGUCAUUUCCUGUGGAAGAAGAUGGAGCUCGGAGCUGCCAGGAGGAGCAGCAGCGGCGGCGGGGAAAGGAGUCGGAGGAGUCGGUGGCCCUAAGCGCGACCCCUCGCCCCCCGCAACCGGACCCCCUACAUGUUCUCCGCCAGCCAAAGGAGGGCACCAUGAGUGAAAUUAGCAAGGAAUGUCGGGUGGCCUUCAGCCCCAGCCUUGGGGAUAUUGUGAGGGUGAAGAGAGAAGUGGGCUCUCCAGUUGAGGAGCAGGGGUACGGCCAUUUCCGCUCUGCGGGGCCCAACUCUCGAUGCAUGGACAUGGAACCCAAGAGGCCGAAGGAGAAGAGAGAGAGCGCCAUGUCCAAAAGUCUCCACCAGGUGGAUUUUUGGUUCUGUGAGUCCUGCCAGGAAUACUUUGUGGACGAAUGCCCGAGUCACGGACCUCCCAUCUUGGUCCCGGAUACGCUAGUCCCCAUAGGGAUGCCGGAGCGAGCAGCGAUGACGGUGCCCUGUGGGAUAGAAGUGGUGAAGGACAGCAGAGGGGAGAGCGAAGUGCGAUGCGUGAAUGAGCUCAUUCCCAAGGGGCACAUGUUUGGCCCCUACCAAGGGCAGAUCUGCUCCCAGGACAAAUCGUCAGGCUUCUUUUCAUGGUUGAUCGUGGAUAACAACAACAGAUAUAAAUCCAUCGAUGGCACGGAUGAAGCCUAUGCAAACUGGAUGAGGUAUGUAGUCAUUUCCAGAGAGGAGCGAGAGCAGAAUCUAAUGGCUUUCCAACACAGCGAGAAGAUCUACUUCCGUGCCUGUCGGGACAUCCAGCCUGGGGAGAAGCUCCGAGUGUGGUACAGCGAGGAUUAUAUGAAAAGACUUCAUAGCAUGUCUCAGGAGACCAUUAACCGCAGCCUCACCCAAGGAGAUAAGAGGUUGCUAAGGAAAAAUAAUGAAAGAAAUUUGGAAAACCAAGAGGAUAUGAAAGGCACUUUCCCACUAGCUACCUUAAAGCAGGGAAAGAGCCUGUACAAGAGGAGCUGUGAGGAGGCGGACUUGCAUCCUCACACAAAGAAGAAAAAAAUAGACCUCAUCUUCAAAGAUGUCCUUGAAGCUUCUUUGGAAUCUGCCAGGAUAGAUUUGUUUACCAGUAGCCCUGUGUCAGGGCAAAAAAAUACUAAGUAUCCUUAUGAGAACCAUGGAGAUAGGUGCAGAAUGAAUCGGCAGUGCUCUUCUCCUCAGAACCAAACGAGAAACAUGAGGGACUGGAAAACAAAGCAUGUCUCUGCUUUGGGGUUGAACAGGCAAGGCAGCUUUCCAGAGGAUGAGGGAGAGGACCACUCAUCAGUAAAAGCAGAGAGCCCCACGGAGUCUUCUGCGAUAGGUGACAUAGAUGAAGUCCCGACCACUUCUUUUUGCCCCAACUGCAUACGGUUGAAGAAGAAAAUAAGAGAACUCCAGGCCGAGUUGGAAAUGUUGAGGUGCGGCAAGAUGGCUGAAACCGGCCAGAUGACCAAUCAGAUCAAUGAGAUUCCAGAGUUUGCAGAUGCUUCAGCCCCUGAAGGCAUGGCCAUUGCUACCACCAUGAUCGAUGACGAUGAACAAGAAGUGGACUCAGCGGACGAAUCAGUCUCCAAUGAUAUGAUAGCAGCUGCUGACGAACCUUCAAAAAUGUCUGCUGGGAGCGGCAGAAGGAUUCGGCGUUUUAAGCAAGAAUGGCUCAAAAAGUUCUGGUUUUUGAGGUACUCCUCCACCUUAAAUGAGAUGUGGUGCCACGUCUGCAGGCAGUACACCGUGCAGUCUUCGCGGACGUCUGCCUUUAUCAUUGGUUCCAAACAGUUCAAGAUUCAUACCAUCAAACUCCACAGCCAAAGCAACCUCCAUAAAAAGUGCUUGCAACUCUACAAGCUCAGGAUGCAUCCAGAAAAGACGGAGGAAAUGUGCCGAAACAUGACUCUUCUUUUCAAUACCGCAUACCACUUGGCGAUGGAAGGCAGGCCUUAUUAUGACUUCCGACCUUUAGCAGAACUACUGAGAAAGUGUGAACUCAGAGUGGUCGACCAGUACAUGAACGAGGGCGAUUGUCAGAUCUUGAUCCACCACAUCGCCAGAGCACUUCGAGAAGACUUGGUCGAGCGUAUCAGACAAUCCCCUUUCCUCAGCAUUAUUUUGGAUGGACAAAGUGAAGACUUGCUGGCCGACACGGUGGCAGUUUAUGUCCAGUACACUAGUAGCGAUGGGCCACCUGCUACUGAGUUUCUCUCUCUUCAAGAGUUAGGUUUGCCCACGACAGAGAGUUAUCUUCAGGGAAUCGACAAGACUUUCUCAGCAUUAGGAAUCAGGUUGCAAGAGGAGAGGCCAACCGUAGGCUUGGGAGUGGAUGGAGCCAACAUCACCGCAGGACUUAGAGCAAAUUUGUAUAUGACAAUCAGGAAAACUUUGCCUUGGCUACUAUGCUUACCAUUCAUGGUACAUCGGCCCCAUUUAGAAAUAUUGGAUGCAAUUAGCGGUAAAGAACUUCCUUGCCUAGAAGAAUUAGAGAAUAAUCUGAAACAGCUGCUUAGUUUCUAUCGGUACUCUCCUCGACUGAUGUGUGAGCUGAGGCUUACCGCUGCAACCCUGUGUGAAGAGACUGAGUUCUUAGGUGACAUUCGAGCUGUGAAAUGGAUCAUAGGAGAGCAGAAUGUUCUCAACGCCUUGAUUAAGGACUAUCUAGAAGUGGUGGCGCAUCUCAAAGAUGUCAGCGGCCAAACGCAAAGAGCGGAUACGUCUGCAAUAGCACUGGCCCUCCUGCAAUUUCUCAUGGAUUAUCAGUCAAUUAAGCUUAUCUACUUCCUGCUUGAUGUGAUCGCAGUCUUGUCGAGGCUAGCCUAUGUCUUCCAAGGUGAGUACCUUCUGGUUUCCCAAGUGGACGAAAAAGUGGAAGAGGCCAUACAAGAGAUCAGCCGGUUGACCGAUUCCCCCGGCGAAUACCUCCAGGAGUUUGAAGAAAAUUUCCGGGAAAGCUUUAACGGUAUCGCCUUGAAAAAUUUACGAGUGGCUGAAGCCAAAUUUCAGUCGAUUCGGGAGAAGAUCUGCCAGAAGACCCAGGUUACGUUGGCUCAGCGGUUUGAUUCCCGCAGUCGGAUGUUUGUAAAAGCGUGCCAGGUUUUCGAUCUGUCCAUGUGGCCCAGGACCACCGAAGAGCUCAUCAAUUACGGUGAAGAAGAUAUGCUACAGAUUUAUGAACUUCUGGAGACCAUUCCUAACUUCCUAAAUGACCUGGGUAGGGAAGGUGCUGACACUAGGGGCAACCUACUAAUGGAAUGGCGGGAGCUCAAAGCCGAUUACUGCACCAAAAGUGGCUUCAAGGAUCUCAUCGGCCACAUCUGCAAAUGCAAGCAACGGUUUCUGUUUCUCAAUAAGAUUGUCCAGAUUCUGAAGGUCCUUCCCACUUCAACUGCCUGCUGCGAGAAAGGCCGCAACGCCCUGCAGCGGUUACGGAAAAACAACCGCUCCAGGCUGACACUGGAUCAAAUGAGCGAUCUGCUCACCAUAGCAGUGAAUGGUGCCCCCAUCAUCAAUUUCGAUGCCAAGAGAGCUCUGGACAGUUGGUUCGAGGAGAAAUCAGGAAACAGCUACUCCUUGUCGGCGGAAAUGCUUAGCAAGAUGUCUUCGCUCGACCAGAAGCCAGUACGUCAAUCCAUGGAGCACGGCGCAGAGUUUUAUCAAGACAUUUGAGGUGCUACAGCCCUGGAACUGUAGGAUAUUUUUUUUUCUAUCUAUACUCUAAGUUUUUGGUAUAUUAUAAAAAAAAAUUAAAAUAUAUAUAUAAAUAUAUAUUAUAUAUAAAUAGAAAAAGAAUCCCACUAAAAUUACCAAUGACUGAGCCUUUUCCUGGGAAUCUCACAACAGGUAAAACAUAUUUCUCACUUCACGUACGGCAGCUGGGAUUUAGAGUGCGGUCUCCAUGUGGCCAGAGAGGGGGCGCUCUCCUGACGCCCAAGCAUGUGUUUAUCAAAACAAGGUACUUUAAUUGUCUUUUUUUUUUAAUUCUACAAGCUUUUGGGUUCCUGUUCCUAAGCUAAAACAGGAUCUACUUCUGUUGUCCUUCUGCAUUUGCAACUUCCCGGGAAUCCGUGAGAAUUUUUAUUAUUUAAUCAAUAAUUGUUUUGUUUUGUUAAAUAUGUAUUAUAUAUCUUUAUACUUUAAACUAGAGGGGAGGGGGAAAAGGAAUGAGGUGAAACAGCGAUUUAAAGGGGACAGCUGCCAUAAAAUGAACUUAGAAGAAGGGAGUAGAAGGUAAUUGGCUAGUGAGGGGUUCAUUAUUAAAUACAACCGGUAUUUUCAAUUAUAAUUGGAAAAACAUAUUUUAAAGGGCAACUAAAGCUUGUUAGAAAGUAUAUAUUUUCCAGCCCUUGAAAAGAGCCCUUCAGUGUCCUUUCAGUGUGGCCCUUCUCCCAAUCCCUGCAAGUCUGGACUAAAUGGGCCCUGGCAUUUCAAGUAGAACCCUGCUCUACAGAGAUGAAUGCACUGUGCCCAUAAAACACAACCCCAGUUGGGGCAGAUUAGGGAACAGCAGUCCUAUAGCAUAAGAAGACCUAAAGGUAUGAGAACGUAAAACAGCUGAAGCUUUAGUUGCCCUUAAAAAGACUUAAAAAAACAAAUGACCAUCUGAAAAGUUUGUUUUUUCAGGUCUGUCUAUAACUAAAAGCUAAUUUAUAAGGAGAUGUAAACAUUUGAAACAUAUUAAUGCAAAAGAGCACUUCUGCAAUUUAGAUUUUUUUUUAAGACGUUGUCGGUUUUUACCCUUUUAAUUUGAUGAACGUGAGCAGCAGCGCCACCUGCUGUUCGAUUCAUCCAACUGGACACAGCCGAUAGAAAAUGAAGUUAGCGAGGACAAAAGAGUCCUUAGUUAGUGAGCAAGGAAAAGUCAUCGGACGUUUCUCUGGGCAGUUUUAAACAAAACAAUAUCGCAGACUUUCCUUUUCUCACUAACUUAAUUUGUGUCCAAGUGGGAAAGAACGAGCAGCAGGUUAAAGCUAUAUCAAUGACAGUUCCCCUUUAAAUUGUGACGUCACUGACUGGGGUCAUCAGUUCACUGCCUCUUUUCCCAUCGGUUAGUCCCUUGAGCUUCAAAGAGCCCCUGAAUGUAACAUUUGAGAGCCUUCUUGGCUACCAGAGAUGGCCAAGGGAUAUCCACCUAGCACUGCCUUUCGAUGGGAGAGGUGACACAAAGGAGCAUUUAACCUAAAAUAUGUAUCAUAUAAUGCAGUUCCCUGUAACAUUUGCAGAUGAAGCGGAAGAAUUUAAAGGGCCGGUAACACCGUAAAAGUGAAAGGCUUAAGCAUAAUAUACCGUUUCCUUACACUGGUUUAUAUAUUGUAUAUAUAUGGUGCUGCCACACAAGUUUUCGAAUACAAUGGUUUUAGUACUUAAAGGGGUUGUUCACCUUUGAGAUAAUUUUUAGUUUGAUGUAGAUUGUGAUAUUCUGAGACAAUUUGCGAUUUGUUUUCAUUU